Molecule: messenger RNA, 1728 nt
Organism: Capronia epimyces CBS 606.96
Lineage: Eukaryota; Fungi; Ascomycota; Eurotiomycetes; Chaetothyriales; Herpotrichiellaceae
Exons: 2
Coding region: 1-1728 (575 amino acids)
Biological process (GO): transmembrane transport
Molecular function (GO): transmembrane transporter activity
Source: RefSeq, a predicted model, not a curated record
AUGUUCAAAGCUACCAAGUUGCAGUCAGCUACGUAUCUACUUGGCGUCUGCCCAUUCUCCAUCGCGUUCCUAGUCUUCCUCAAUUCCACGGUCUCAUUCGUCAUCACCGACCUCAUCGGCCGGCACCAUGGCGUCGGAGAUGCGGUUGGCAGUCUGGGGUUCGCCGACGAGCUGGUCGCCUUGAUCGCAUGUCCGGUGUGGGGCGUGCUAUCCGAUUACAUAGGUUUGCGUUUUGUCUGCGUUUCCGGCUAUCUGAUCAUAUGCGUGGCAUUGGUCCUAUCUGUCCAGGCACACAAUGUGUACCCCCAGCUUCUUUUGGCGAGACUACUUUUCAGCCUUGGUGGUGCCGCGGCCUCCACCAUGGUCACGGCUAUUCUUCCUGCUGUCGCUGGGACUCCUUCGGAAGCACUUACCGACACUAGACCAUCGAGGGCAGUUCAAGCCCAAGCCCAUGCCAGCCAUGGACAUGUUGCCAGCCCUUCAAUCGCCUCAGAGUCGACAAUUACUCCAGAAACAUUCAUGUCACGUUCAUCGCAGCGCCCAGCUCCUCCCCAGACCGUGUCAACCAAUGCAGAAGUGUCGCGCUCUACAAAUCAGAUUGCUGGCUUUGUCGGAAUGUUCACUGGCUGUGGAGCUUUAAUUGCCCUGAUGGUAUUCCUGCCCCUUCCAGCCAGGUUUCAAUAUGCCGGGGUCGAUGAGAAAGACGCUUUGAGAUACAGCUUCUACAUCGUGGCAGCUGUGGCGUUCAUUUUGGCGGUCUGGUGCGCCUUUGGGCUUCGACAUCUUCAGGAGCAACCCAAGGACCCCUUCCCCAAACCCUCAAACUUCGAGCAUGGUCGACGCGUAUCGUUUGUUCUUACGAGGCUGCACGACAUGGUUGGAAACUUCGUGGUCGCUAUCUCCAUCGGCUUUGAACGUUCCGAAAUCGCACUGGGAUAUCUGGGAGGCUUUGUGGCUCGUGCAUCUUCUGUCGGCAUUUCACUCUUCAUCCCGCUUUUAGUCAAUGCUAUGUUCAUGUCCUCGGGCCUAUGCACCGGCAACGAAUCUGAUGGAGAUCCUACAGGGCUUCCAGACAUCAAGAGAAAGUGUCCACAGGCAUACGUCGUUGCCGCCGAAUUGACCGGUGUAUCGGAAACCGUAGCCCUGAUAUUCGCUCCCAUUUUCGGAUACUGGACAGCCAAGGCUUCAAGAAAAGAAGACCCGCUGCUUUGGUCGUCAAUCGCUGGGUUUAUUGGGUAUCCGUUGUUUGCCAACCAGUUCGAACCCGAAGACGAAAAAAGAGACCGACGAGUAGCAGCAUUCCUAGCCGUUGCCUUGAUAGGCAUCAGCCAGAUCGGAGCCAUCGUUUGCAGCUUGGGUACACUGAGCACAGCCAUUUUGCAGAAAGCACCCAAGCGAGCAUACAUCUCCGAUACCAGCACCGCCAACAAUGAUGUCGGGACGGCAGAGAGCCAGCCGCUAUUAGUUCCCUCCCGGCAUCCGAACCACGACGUUUCAUUGUCGACUCUCAAGGGUUCAGUUGCUGGUGUGUAUUCGUUCUACGGAGGUGCUGCAAUCCUCAUAUUGACCAAAGUUGGCGGCCUUUUGUUUGACAAGGUGUCAGUCGCUGGUCCUUUUUAUAUCAUGGCGGCUUUCAACGCAAUCUUGAUGCUGGCUUGUACGGCUUUGUAUAUGGGGCGCACAUACCAACAGCGACAGGAAGCUACUGGUACCGUUGAACAUAGCUGA